CGGCCAUGAUAAGCGCAGAACACCUUAUCUAGUUUACCACUGCACGACAGAUGAGAACGCCUCUCUCUCUUCUUAUCGCAAUAACCAUCUCAAAUUCGAAUGGUACUGUGUUAACAAAAAGGGGAACCUAACAAAAAGCCUUUUUUUUUUUUUUUUGACAAGGAACCUAAGAAAAUCCAAAAAGCCAUGAACAAGAAUCUAUUGUUAGUUGUAACAACAACAACGUUAGUGGCCAUCGUCUCAAUUCUCCUAACAAGUCCAACUAAACUCCUUGGACCACCUACCAUCCCAACAUCUCAUGACCAUCUUCACUCUGCGAAGAUCCUUCAUGUCAGUGGAGCUGUAGGGCCAGAGAGCUUGGUUUUUGAUCCCAAUGGGGAAGGACCCUAUACUGGUGUUGCCGACGGUAGAGUUCUCAAGUGGAUUGCAGGAGAUGAUGGUAGUGGAAGCUGGACUGAUUUUGCCACCACCAGUUCUAAUCGGAACGAGUGUGUUCGCCCAUUUGCUCCUGAAAUGGAACAUGUCUGUGGAAGGCCAUUAGGACUCAGAUUUGAUAAGAAAACUGGAAAUCUCUACAUUGCUGAUGCUUACUUGGGUCUUCAAGUUGUUGGUCCAACUGGAGGUUUAGCCACGCCACUUGUCACUGAAUUAGAAGGCCAACCCAUGCGCUUCACCAAUGAUUUGGACAUUGAUGAGCAGGAAGAUGUGAUUUACUUCACAGAUACGAGCAUGGUCUUCCAAAGAAGACAAUUUAUGUUAUCAGUCUUGACCAAAGACAAGACGGGUAGGUUACUGAAAUAUGAUAAAUCAAGCAAAGAAGUAACAGUCUUAGCACGAGGCCUCGCUUUUGCCAAUGGUGUUGCAUUGAGCAAGGAGUCUACCUUUCUGCUAGUAGCUGAAACCACAACUUGUCGGAUUUUAAGGUUUUGGCUUCAUGGCCCUAAUGCUGGAAAGUCUGAUGUUUUCACCGAGCUUCCAGGAUUCCCAGACAAUAUCAGAAGAAAUUCAAAAGGGGAGUUCUGGGUGGCUUUGCAUUCGAAAAAGGGACUUUUUGCGAAGGUGGUGCUUUCAAAUUCAUGGAUUGGGAAAACUUUGUUAAAAUUUCCACUCAGCUUCAAGCAACUGCACUCACUGUUAGUAGGAGGAAAGGCACAUGCAACUGCGAUAAAGCUGAGCGAGGAAGGGAAAAUUCUGGAUGUCUUAGAAGACUGCGAUGGAAAAACAUUAAGGUUUAUUAGUGAAGUAGAGGAGAAGGAUGGUAAGCUCUGGAUUGGUUCAGUACUUAUGCCUUUUCUUGGCACUUACAACUUGUAAUCGAAAUGUUUCGCAGAAAGCUCCUGUGUAAGAAUUUUACCCCAACUUUCCUUUUCAUUUCCUUGUGGUUAGAAAACAACUAGAGUAAUAAAGAAAGAAAAGGGUGAACAAGCA
This is a messenger RNA of Populus nigra (black poplar), 1428 nucleotides long. RefSeq names its product protein STRICTOSIDINE SYNTHASE-LIKE 10-like. Gene Ontology annotation, biological process: biosynthetic process. Gene Ontology annotation, molecular function: strictosidine synthase activity. The record is from RefSeq and is a predicted model, not a curated record. NCBI's taxonomy places the organism in Eukaryota, Viridiplantae, Streptophyta, Magnoliopsida, Malpighiales, Salicaceae. The coding region runs from base 187 to 1314 and encodes 375 amino acids. The transcript is spliced from 3 exons.